Molecule: messenger RNA, 273 nt
Organism: Peronospora belbahrii
Lineage: Eukaryota; Oomycota; Peronosporomycetes; Peronosporales; Peronosporaceae
Source: the annotation of a GenBank genome assembly
AUGGGUGCAAACUCGGUGCGCGCGUUGAUUGGUGACGACGGCUAUGAAGAGAAUCUUGACGGAGUAGAGAUGCUUGGAGCGUCGAACAAGCGGUCUGGCCCAACGAUACGCGAGUUCCAGUCACUCGUGGGCAGCUUGCUAUGGGUUGCGCGCUGCACAAAGCCCGACAUCGCCUUUGCAGUCCAUAAGGCCACGCGCCACACGCCAGACGCCAGGCACACGCGCCGCGCUUGCAUGAUUGGAUGCUUGCAAAGAGAAUCGUCCGGUAUGUGA